Molecule: messenger RNA, 1987 nt
Organism: Drosophila busckii
Lineage: Eukaryota; Metazoa; Arthropoda; Insecta; Diptera; Drosophilidae
Gene: bam
Product: protein bag-of-marbles
Exons: 3
Coding region: 366-1700 (444 amino acids)
Source: RefSeq, a predicted model, not a curated record
AUACUCGCUAUUUUAUUCCCGAUAUUUGGAUCUUGCACGCUGUUGUUGUUUUUGGUAAACGCGCUUAAAUUUGGUAACCCUUAAAGUCUAUGCGGUAUUAUUUAAACUUACGCGUCAGUAAUAAGUUUAAACUAAAGGAAAUACAGAAAUUCAAUUGCGCCACUUUGUGAAAAUAAAUCCAUCAAGCUACAAUAAAUACAUUUAUUGUAUACACAUAAAUUUUUGUUAUACACAUAAAAUACCAUCCACACAGCUGCUGCUAGAGCAGACAGCCUGGCGUCUACAUAACGGAAACUAUUUGCCAGACAGCCUGUCGCCCGCGUUUUUUUCUUCAUAUUCUGACAUUAUUAUUGUGCGUCGUGUGAAUGCAGUGCAAGUGCAAUUUUAUUAUAACGUUGUUAAAUAUGGCCGACGCUGAGAAUCAACGAUUGAACAACAAUUUGCAAGCAAUAAAUUCGGAACUGUACAGUUUGCUUGAUGGCAAGGAAUCUUACUCAACGUCACGCGCAAAUCGCAAUCGUAGCGGCUUUGGCGGUGUUUUGCAAGAAUUGAAUUGCAAUUUAAAUCAAUUAACAUUAAAUCCAGAUCCUGAGGCACCUCAGUUUGAAUUCCAUGGUUAUGGCUGCAUUGAGAAUACGAAUUUGAUGGCAAAGCGCGCGGUUCUUGAAGACCGCUACAAAAAGUCGCAAAAUAUGAUAAGCGGUCAAGGUCAUUUGGUUUCGCGCCAGAAGCAAUUGCAGUUACAAAGGGAGAACAUAUGGAACAAAGAGAAAUGCAAAGAUUCGAGCUUUAAUGAACUGCCCGCCACAGUAGCUCAAACAAAUAUCUCUGGAGAAGCUGCAGUUAUGCGUUUGCUGGACUUAUUCAAAUCUAUGCAUGAGCAUAUAGGCGCUUAUCUGCCCUCUUAUCAGCGUAAUUCACAUCCAUCGGACUAUCUGUUUGAAGCGCCCAGAAAGUCAACGAUGCCCAAGAGCUUGAACGUGCGACAUCAUGUACAGGUGAUCUGCACCAAAGUGGAGCGUUUCAUAGAGCGACUGCGUCGCACUUUGGAAGCCAAUCGUUGUUUGGACUUUAACAAAUACACAGAGUGCGAUAAUCAGUUGAUUCUCGUACGCAGUUAUGUGGAUACUCUCAAACAGUUUUCAUUUAUCGAGAUGCGUCAUCAUGGUCUUAAGUUUGUAUCGCAGGAAGCUGAGGAAAAUGCCAAAAAAUUAUCAAUUUUGUUGCUGCAGUUACGCGAACACAUAAAGUCUGCGCAUCUUUUUGUACACGUGUUCAACUGGGAAAUGGAUCUGGAGCAUCGCUACUCAGCUGCCAUGACCGAAAGUCUGGAAGCUACUAACAAACAUGCCUUAAUGUUGGCAGCCAAAGAGCUGAAGGCCUGCGAGCCUAAAACGCGCAGCUACGAGGAACACAUUAUGGCUGAUCUAUAUAAACUAGACAACAUUAUCAGCUGUAGCGAACAGCAUGAGGAAGAAUUGGAUCUACUACUGCAAUCACCAGCAAGCGUUUUUCCACCAGAGAUUAUUGCGCUUUGCGAGCUACCACGUAACUACCGCAAGUUGCCUUUGAGAUCAACUGUGGGUGUCGAUGAGACUGAAAUGGAAUUGUCAUUCAAUGCUGAGCUGCUUGAGCUGCCACCUUCAUCACCACCUAGAACUAUUCGUCGCAGUCAUAGACCACUGUGUAAUAGAAGUUAGACGCGCAUACAAUGUUUGAGUCUAAUGUAAUUGAAAUUUUAGAAAAUGGAAAGUUGUUUGGAAAUGAUUUGUGAGCUGCAAGCAUGAAAUAAGCUGCAAUUUUAAUUUUACUUACUUAAUAUACCCAUAUAUAGCAAUAAAUUCUUAUAUUAAUCCAUGUAUGUAAAUGACUUUCAAAGCGUUGCUUCCAAAGUGCACAAGAGAUUAUGAAUAUUAUAAAACCGGAAAGGUAAUAAAAUUUAAUUAGACUACAUGAGAAUUGUUAAAACCUUUUCAUUUGAUUUAAC